Messenger RNA from Oryzias melastigma (Indian medaka), 1920 nucleotides. RefSeq names its product distal-less homeobox 3b (gene dlx3b). Gene Ontology annotation, biological process: embryo development; regulation of transcription by RNA polymerase II; epithelial cell differentiation. Lineage: Eukaryota; Metazoa; Chordata; Actinopteri; Beloniformes; Adrianichthyidae. Bases 538 to 1374 code for a protein of 278 amino acids. Gene Ontology annotation, molecular function: RNA polymerase II cis-regulatory region sequence-specific DNA binding; DNA-binding transcription factor activity, RNA polymerase II-specific. The transcript is spliced from 3 exons. The record is from RefSeq and is a predicted model, not a curated record.
GAAUGACAAAAGCAGGCGGUGGGAGGUCGGCUGGCAGCUCCUCAAUGGCUUCAGAAUAAGUGUGAUCUUAAGGCACUGUUAAGAAAACAUUGCAUAAAAGCAUUAAGGAGACGGUCUGGCUGCAGGAUUAAGCAAACACGCCGACUUUGGUCGUGUCGCAACUCCAUCAGGUAUCAGUCUGUGGGGUUUGAUGGUUCUGGAGUUUUGGAACAAACGGUGCCAAAAAGGCGCACGGAACCGGCGCGCCAGAGAACAGGUUAAUGUAGGAGAAAAGAAGAAAAAAAGAGAAAAGCCCCAAAGAGUGCAGCUGGGAGGAGGAAGGGGGGGGGGGGUGCUCCAGCCAAUAGGAAGGCAGAUCCAGCCCAGCUCUAUAACUCUGUGCCACAAGGCUGAGCAAUGCCACAACCGACUUUCUGCUGCUCCGACACUUUCUGAGGACUAACCGGACUGAGCCGAGCCGCGCGCGUUCCGAGAGCGACCACGCAGCAGCGGGUUCCCCUUCUGCGCGCCUCCUCAUCCACUCCUCCGCGUUCAGCCAUGAGCGCCGGACAGACCUACGACAAGAAGAUCGCCAGCAUUUUGACCGACCUCCCCGGAUCUAUGAGCUGCCACCCGAACUCCAAGGACUCCCCCACGCUGCCCGAGUCUUCCGUGACGGACAUGGGCUACUACAGCGGACAGACGGGCCACCACGAAUAUUACCAGAGUCAGCCGUACGGACAGCCUAUGAACUCCUACCACCACCAGUUCAAUCUAAACGGAAUGGGAGCCGCUGGAGCCUACGCCACCAAAUCUGAAUAUUCUUAUACGAACAGCUACAGACAGUACGGACAUUACAACAGAGAUCAUCUGCAGGCCUCCCCUCCGGGAUCAGUAAAAGAAGAGCCAGAACCUGAAGUCCGCAUGGUGAAUGGGAAACCCAAGAAGAUCCGUAAGCCGAGGACGAUCUAUUCCAGCUACCAGCUCGCGGCUCUGCAGCGGCGCUUCCAGAAAGCGCAGUACCUCGCCCUCCCCGAGAGAGCGGAGCUGGCGGCCCAGCUCGGCCUCACGCAGACACAGGUGAAGAUUUGGUUCCAGAACCGGAGAUCCAAGUUCAAGAAAUUGUACAAAAACGGCGAGGUUCCUUUGGAUCACAGCCCCAACGCCAGCGACUCCAUGGCCUGCAACUCCCCGCCCUCCCCCGCAGUUUGGGAUAACAGCACCCCGCAGAGCACGCCGAUCAGCCGGCCCCAGGCGCCGCAGCCGGCGCACAGCUCGUCGCCGCCCUACCUGGAGGAUUAUAACAACCACUGGUACCAGCAGGGCUCGCACCUGCAGCAUCCGGGCACCGUGCACCACCAAGUCCCGCAGCAGAGCGUGGGAGCUGUCUAUUAACACGGACUCACUCAAGAGGCAGAUGUGUUGUGGUGGUCUGUCCACGCGAGGGACUCUGCAGAGCAAACACGGACACGGAGCAGGCCUGCCGCGCGCUUGAUUUUUGGUUUUGGAUGAUCCAGGAUGUUUUUAGGUUUUCACGAAGCGCAUCAAAGGAUUUCCGGUCACUUUUUGGCAGCGUGUUUAACGGACAUCCGGCGUGUUUUAUUUUUGUUUUUAUAUUAUUUAUGCUACUGUUAUAAGUGUAGCUUCCUAACUCCCUCUGUAAAUGAAAAUGCAUUUUUUUAAAAAAAGUAACAAACAAACAAACGUCAAAACUGUGCGGCUGACCCACGCACGUGGGUUUGUAGAGAAAGUUCAACUCAGGUCAUAUUUAUGUGGAUUUGUAUAAAAAAAUGUCGAAGGCUGUAAAUAAGUGUUUAUAACCAGAACCACUAUUAUCAUAUUUGCUUGAACCGUGGUGCUUUCAAGGACCUUUUAUUUUGUAUUCAUGUAAUUAAUCGACUUGUUGCCUUCCUGUCAAACGAAUAAAGGUUUUAAAUUCAA